This is a messenger RNA of Wallemia ichthyophaga EXF-994, 1266 nucleotides long. RefSeq names its product Tyrosinase. Bases 1 to 1266 code for a protein of 421 amino acids. The transcript has 3 exons. Gene Ontology annotation, molecular function: oxidoreductase activity. NCBI's taxonomy places the organism in Eukaryota, Fungi, Basidiomycota, Wallemiomycetes, Wallemiales, Wallemiaceae. The record is from RefSeq and is a predicted model, not a curated record.
AUGAAGUUAACAGCCCUUUCCUUAGCUGCUAUCGCCGCUUCAACCAACGCAACACCACUAAGCAUUCGCGGCCUGUUCGGUGGCAAGGACAAGAGCGACAAUCAUGAACAACAUGAGGUUAAGCUUUUGGGACACACUGAGCCAACUACCGAGUACAGGACCUUCAAAGAUGUCGAAAACGUACCGGCACACGUCAAGAAGGACGAUUACCCUUUGCCAGUUUGCAAGGACGGUAUUAAGGAGAGAAGAAACUAUGCCUCAUUAUCAUAUGAGGAGCGCAAAAACUUCGGUGAUGCCCUCAAGUGUAUGCAGCAGAAAGAAUCACUCAACUUGGACGGUUACAAGAUGACUGAUCGCAUUGCAGACUUUAUCAGAUUGCACCAAUGGCCAGGCGCUGAUGUUCACUGGGUCGCCUCUUUCCUACCAUGGCACCGUGGUCUUACUCUGAUUUACGAACAACAACUUCAAGAAUGUGGAUAUGAUGGCUUGUUGCCAUACUGGGCUUGGGAGAAUGAUUUCGCAGAUGUUACUAAGGCCCCUGUUUGGGAUGGUGACAUGGAUGCGGGUUUAGGAUCACUUGGUCACACAGACAUGGACAGACCACUCAAUGCCUCAGCCGUCGUCGAUGGUGUUUUUGCCAACUACGACAUCACAUACACCUAUGACCACAAGAUUGGUAGACGUCUUCGCAGCAACUUCUACCCAGGUGGACCAAACAUUGCAGGAAAGUACUUUGAGUACGGUAGAUCACCAGAGUGGAUUCAAUACUACCAAUCAUUCGAUAAUUACUUAAACUUCUCCACCUUGCUUGAAGGUUACGAUCCUCUUGACCCACGUGCAUUUUUGGGACCAAGCUCACACGGUUCUAUUCACUUGUUGACUGGUGGUGACAUGGCAACAGGUGACACCAACAACACCUCUCCAGCCGACCCAUUGUUCUUCUUGCACCACGCAAACGUUGACAGACACUGGAUGGCAUGGCAAAUGAGAGACAAAGAAAACAGACUCUACGCCUACGAAGGAAACACUCAGUACGAUUUCACAACCGGUAUCAGAGCAGGCAUCAACGCGGAUGAAGAUCAAGUUUUAUACUAUGGCUCAGCACCAGGAUCAAAGAACAUUGCGGUUAAGCACUUACUUUCUCCUGAGGACUCUUGGUGUUACACCUAUACCGAUCUUGACAAGGUCAUUCCAAAGUUCUGGGAAGCACGUACAGACGCUUUCUCAGGUGCUGGUGAGAUUGAUCAAGAUGCUGUGAACCCUUAA